UUCCAAUUGUUUCCUUUUUCGGCUGCUCAGCGACCCGCGAAGCGAUCAAGAAACGACCGGAGAAGCUUUUUCCAGUUUUGGAGGAACCACGAACGAAUUCCGAUUUGUAGGGAAGAAAAAUGAAGAUCACGUCUCUUCUGGUUCUGAAAUGCAGCUCUGAAGAAUCAGAUCCGGUUAUCCUCGCCAAUGCCUCUGACGUCAGCCAGUUCGGGUACUUUCAGAGGUCGUCAGUCAAAGAAUUCAUCGUCUUUGUCGGUCGCACCGUCGCCAAACGUACCCCGCCGGGCCAACGCCAAUCUGUUCAGCACGAAGAAUACAAGGUGCAUGCAUACAACAGGAAUGGUCUCUGUGCAGUGGGUUUUAUGGAUGACCACUAUCCCGUGCGCAGUGCGUUCUCUGUUCUUAACAAGGUAGUGGAUGAAUACCAGAAGAACUUUGGAGAAUCUUGGAGGACUGUACAGUCAGAUUCCACCCAACCAUGGUCCUAUUUGAAUGAAGCUCUAACCAAAUUUCAGGACCCUGCAGAAGCUGAUAAAUUGCUGAAAAUCCAGAGGGAGUUGGAUGAAACUAAGAUCAUUCUUCAUAAAACCAUUGACAGUGUGCUUGAACGAGGUGAAAGGCUGGACAGUUUAGUUGAGAAGAGUUCAGAUCUGAGUGCAGCAUCACAGAUGUUUUACAAGCAAGCAAAGAAGACCAACCAAUGCUGUACUGUGUUAUAGGUUUAUAAUUACAUAACUGAACGAGCAAAAGUAAUUCAGUUGCUGGAGAAUAUUUCUUCUUGAGAGUGUUCACAACCUGGUUCCUGCUCAGAAGACGAUGACAACAAAAUGAAAAUUGUAAUCUAUUUUAUAUCAUAUGCACAAGUAUUUGGCCAUCAGAAUUUCUUGGACCUGUAUUUUGUCUUUUUGUCUUCUGUUUUCCUUUUUAGUGAAGAAGGAAAAGCGACAUGUUCAUGACGGAUUCUUGUUUCUAUAGUGUAAAGACAUUAACUGUUUAUAUAUAAGCAAAGAUCUGUCUAAGCUUUGGUUGAA
Molecule: messenger RNA, 1031 nt
Organism: Nelumbo nucifera (sacred lotus)
Lineage: Eukaryota; Viridiplantae; Streptophyta; Magnoliopsida; Proteales; Nelumbonaceae
Product: VAMP-like protein YKT61
Biological process (GO): endoplasmic reticulum to Golgi vesicle-mediated transport
Cellular component (GO): Golgi apparatus; membrane
Molecular function (GO): SNAP receptor activity
Source: RefSeq, a predicted model, not a curated record